CUGCCGUGACGCACUUAACCUGAGCUACUGACGUCACUUCCAGGCGCCGGGUGGCACGUUGGCUGGGCUUUCGGCGCGUUUCCAGGGUACAAAAAUGUCUAUGGCUAGUGAUUUCUACCUGCGCUACUACGUAGGGCACAAGGGAAAGUUCGGACACGAGUUUCUGGAGUUCGAGUUUCGGCCGGACGGAAAGCUAAGAUAUGCCAACAAUAGCAAUUACAAAAAUGAUGUCAUGAUCAGAAAAGAGGCGUAUGUCCACAAAAGUGUAAUGGAAGAACUGAAGAGAAUAAUUGAUGACAGUGAAAUUACAAAAGAAGAUGAUGCUUUGUGGCCACCCCCUGACAGAGUUGGCCGGCAGGAGCUUGAAAUUGUAAUUGGAGAUGAACAUAUUUCUUUUACCACAUCAAAGAUAGGUUCCCUUAUUGAUGUAAAUCAGUCAAAGGAUCCUGAAGGCCUUCGAGUAUUUUACUAUUUGGUACAAGACUUGAAAUGUUUAGUUUUCAGUCUCAUUGGAUUACACUUCAAGAUUAAACCAAUUUAAAUUGUAUAUUUGUGAAGUUCUUUGUAUAUUUGAGGGGUGGGGGAGAAAGGGUUUGUCAUUUAUAAUAUUUGGAUUUUUAUGAAUGUGAAAACAAACUUUUUGUAUGUAAACUGAACAUGUGAAAAUAUAUAAACAGGCUUAAUGAUUUUCCUCCCUUGGGUCUAAGUGGCUAAGACUGUCCACAUAUACAUUAAAUUCUGUAAAUAAAAGUCACUUUUUGUUGAAAUUUUGCUCUAAUAAAACAUACCAAGCCUGAA
Messenger RNA from Heterocephalus glaber (naked mole-rat), 798 nucleotides. RefSeq names its product mago homolog B, exon junction complex subunit (gene Magohb). Gene Ontology annotation, biological process: RNA splicing. Gene Ontology annotation, cellular component: exon-exon junction complex; catalytic step 2 spliceosome; nucleus. The record is from RefSeq and is a predicted model, not a curated record. Lineage: Eukaryota; Metazoa; Chordata; Mammalia; Rodentia; Bathyergidae.